Molecule: messenger RNA, 2073 nt
Organism: Protopterus annectens (West African lungfish)
Lineage: Eukaryota; Metazoa; Chordata; Ceratodontiformes; Protopteridae
Gene: CA14
Product: carbonic anhydrase 14
Exons: 11
Coding region: 117-1181 (354 amino acids)
Cellular component (GO): plasma membrane
Molecular function (GO): carbonate dehydratase activity; zinc ion binding
Source: RefSeq, a predicted model, not a curated record
UAGAUCACAUCAUUGGUACAGAGCUGCUCAUGGGAACUCUACCUCUCAAUCAUUUACUCACAAAGAAAAAAAAAUACAUUAACUUUAAAAGAUUGCUUGUAAGUUAAAGCAAGAAGAUGACUUUUGCAGUAAUUUUGUCAGUAUGUAGGGCAUUAUUAACAUUGCUCUUUUUCAAGGAUUUUUCCAAGGUUUUAGGUGAAAGUUCACAUUGGACAUAUACAGGUCAGCUUGGACAGGGACACUGGGCAGAAACAUUCCCCAAUUGUGCUGGUACAGAACAAUCUCCUGUGGACAUUCAGACUUCCUAUACACAACACAACCCUUUACUAAAGCCAAUUAUACUUGAAGGCUACAAUGACACAGGGAAGGAAUCCUUCACCCUGAUGAAUGAUGGUCACACAGUUGUUAUGUCUUUACCUUCAACCAUGACUCUCCGUGGCCUUCCUUAUAAAUAUUCAGCUGUACAACUUCAUCUUCACUGGGGAGAGGAAGAACAGUCAUUUGGCUCUGAACACUUGCUGAAUGGAGAGAAUUUUCUUGCUGAGAUGCAUGUUGUACAUUACAACUCGGAGAAGUACCACAAUGUCAGUGCAGCACUGAACAAACCUGAUGGAGUGGCUGUGCUCUCAGUUCUAUUAGAGACUACAGAUGAUGUUCAUGCUGGCUAUGAGAACAUCUUCAGACAGUUGGGAAACAUCAAAUAUUCAGGUCAGAAAGUGUCCAUUCCUUCAUUUGAUGUUCAGAAGCUGUUUCCUGAGCAGCUGGAUUAUUUUUAUCGUUACAAUGGUUCCUUAACUACACCACCAUGCUACCAACAUGUUUUAUGGACUGUAUUUCACCACCCACAAAAGAUAGGAGCAAGUCAGCUUGGUGCACUCCAGAAUAUGUUGUUUUCUACAGAAGUUUCUAGAACGCCACCCAUUCCACUAGUGAAUAAUUUUCGAGAACUUCAACCUCUGAAUAUGAGAACAAUUUAUUCUUCCUUCCCACAUGAUUCUACAAGUGCAUACACUGCUGGUGAAACAUUUGCAAUCCUUAUAGGAAUACUCUUUGGCUACCUGGGAUUAAUACUGCCAGCAUAUUUCAUUAUUAAGAAGAUACGAACAAAGAGACAGAAAGAACGUGAAGGCAUUACUUGCAAAUCAGAUGGCAAACCAGAAGAGGAACUGCAGCAGCCAUGACACUGGUCUUUGGGUUAUGAACUGUGCAUUUACAUAAGGGUGCAACUAAGAAAAGCACUGAGGACUUUGAAUAGUUGUCAUUAUCUUCUCUUUCAUUCAUCAUAUUGUUUAUAAGCCCCCCCCCCCACCAAACAAAAAACAAUAAGAAAACAAUGCACUGGGCAGUCAUUGCUUUUAAACACCAUAAAGAUUCCCCUAGAUAUCCAUCUGCUGUAAGUAAAGCCUGGUGCAUAAUUGUAUGACAUGGUAGUCUGGGGUACUUUACUAGCUACUGGAGUAAGUCUCACUACAAGCUUUUCAAGUAAUACUGUAUAUAUAAUAGAUAUAAACACAACGCUGACAUCACUGCUUGUGCCAUUCUAAUGCCCCUUGGCAUUUAAUACAAUAAGAACACAUUAAAUGGCUGCAGCUGAUUUAGUUUGUUGUGAAAGCAGAUCAUAUUUAGGGUACUCUGUUUUCUCAGAGGUCACAGUCAUUAUUUGAGAUAAUAAAACUCACAAGGAAGCAACGUACAUGCUGGGGGGCACAUUCAGUAGCCAUAUUGACCAGCUCUUCAAUAUUACUCAUACUUUAGUUCUACUGCCCACUCUUCAAACACCUCUGAAAAUGAAGGAUAACACAUGCAAGAGAAGAAAUAUGUUUAUCAGUUACUUGACUUUUAAUAGAUGCUAGAAAGAAGUUUGAAGUUAAUUUUCCUUUAUUGUACAUGGGUAUGGGUGUUGGUGUGGUUACACAUUCUGGAAGAAUUUAGUAGCUGCUCUGUGACAUUCUUUAGUGUAGAGAAAUAUCAUUUUAAAAAGAAAAACAGCUUAUUUGGUUGAAUUCUGAAACAUUAGGACAGAAACAAUAAAAUUCUACAAUUGCUGUUUAUUUUAAAUAAAGAUGUAUUUUU